CUUCACUGCGUCAGUUUCUCUUCGCAAGCAGUAUUAUCGUGUUUUAUACUUUGAUGGAUUUUUGAAUGAGAAUUAAUUGAUCUUACCUAAUAAUGGGUGCCAUAUAUAAAUUAAGGAGAUUAAUUUAAUCCUCGAAAAUACAAAUGGCUGCGGAAUCGCUUCUGAAAACGGGCAAGCAUUCGAAAUAUACAUCGUAUAGAAAAAUCUUGUAUCAUAGGUUCUUCGUCGGCCUACUCUUGUUUAUAGUGGUAUCUUUAGUGUUUACAGUGGUGUUUAAUACGUUUUCUGGUAGUGCAACGCGGAUAGAUGUGUAUCAAGCUGUGAAUUUGGACUCGGCAAGUUUUGAAGUGGUUAAAAUCAGCAGUAAUGCUCUGGAGGCGCAUCCUCGUGUCUCCAAUUGCACUUAUUGGGACUGCGUCGAUGUCUACAGAUGUGGGAAAGGCGGCCACAACAAGAUAACAAUAUACAUAUAUCCAUUAAAAGACUAUCAGACUGAAAAUGGGAAUUCUAUAUCAAGAUUUUCUAAAGAAUUUUAUAUGAUAUUAGAUACAAUAAAACGUAGUAAAUAUUACACGCCUGACCCGGAGGAGGCGUGCUUGUUAGUACCUAGCAUAGAUACUCUGAAUCAAAAUAGUUUCUCAAGCAAACAUGUUGCACAAGUGCUGCAGUCUUUGCCAUAUUGGAACCACGGUGAAAACCACCUUAUAUUCAACAUGCUGCCAGGGUCAGCACCCAAUUACAACUCCGUUGUGGACCUUAACACCAGCCGAGCCAUUAUAGCAGGAGCUGGUUUCAACACAUGGACAUUUAGAUACAAUUUUGACGUAUCAAUACCAGUGUACAGUGCUAUUGCGGAGACAAUCGACAGCACACAACCAGAACGAAAGAAGUACCUUAUAAUAUCAACACAGCUCAAUAUACCACACAAUUAUUUAGAAGAAUUACAGAACAUUGCGUCUUCGUCCAAUGAUCUCUUGUUGUUGGACCGAUGUAAGACUGACAAGACAGAUUACAGUAAAAGGUGUGAGUACACCACUGGUACACAGUUUGCUUACCCUGAUGUCCUGAAGGAUGGGAUGUUCUGUUUAGUUGUAAGAAGUGCAAGGUUGACGCAAGCUGUGUUAAUGGAUAUUCUCGCUUCUCAGUGUAUACCGGUAGUGAUUGCGGACUCAGUAGUGAUGCCAUUUAGUUCACAUGUGGAUUGGAAUAAAUUAGCACUGUUUAUACCGGAAGAUAAUAUAAAGAAUUUAGUUAAGAUAGUCCAUUCAGUGAGCAAGGAGCGCCGUGGGGAGCUCUACUGGCAGCUAAGAUGGGCAUUUGAUAGAUAUUUUGCUAGUAUAGAGAAGAUAACAUUGACUGCUUUAGAGAUAAUUAAUGAGAAAGUGUUUGCGUUGGCCGCCAGGACGUAUGAAGAGUGGAACAUGCCUGAACACUUGUACGGUCCAGUGAAUCCACUCUUCUUGCCGGUGACCGCGUCCAAAGCGGCUGGCUUCACCGCGGUCAUACUGACGUACGACCGGGUAGACAGCCUGUUCGCGCUGGUGUCCAAACUGGUGCGGACGCCGAGCCUAGCCAAGAUACUAGUCGUUUGGAAUAAUCAGAAAAAGGCUCCGCCUCCUUCAUCCGAAUGGCCAGUUAUAAACAAGCCGUUAAAAGUGAUACGAACCAAAGAGAACAAACUGUCAAAUAGAUUUUUCCCGUACGACGAGAUUGAGACUGAGUGUCAGCUGACUAUUGAUGACGAUAUCGUCAUGUUGACGCCUGAUGAGUUGGAGUUUGGUUUCGACGUGUGGCGUGAGUUCCCCGACCGGAUCGUGGGGUUUCCGUCCAGGCUGCACGUUUGGGAUAACACCACCAACUCGUGGCGAUACCAUAGCGAGUGGACCAACCAGAUUUCUAUGGUGUUAACAGGAGCAGCGUUCCACCACAAGAUCUGGUCGUGGUACUACACGUACAAGAUGCCCCAGGAGAUCAGGAGCUGGGUGGACGACAACUUCAACUGCGAGGAUAUUGCCAUGAACUUCCUAGUCGCUAAUAUCACUAGGAAGGCACCUAUUAAGGUGACGCCACGCAAAAAGUUCAAGUGUCCUGAAUGCACGAACACAGAGAUGUUAUCAGCCGACGCUAGGCACAUGUCGCAGAGAUCGGCCUGCAUCGCUCGCUUCGCAGAAAUAUACGGCCAUAUGGCCUUACAGCCCGUCGAGUUUCGAGCUGACCCGCUCCAGUACAGGGAGACUGGAUCUGGAGUACCGCACGCCUAUCCGGACAUAGGCGCGUUGUAAGGUAAGGUUUUGAGAGCCCUCUUAACGAACUACCAUAUUGAAAUUAGAUCUCUGACUUCAGUAUGCUGUAUGCAUUAUGGUGUAACGAACUAAACUGUAUUUAGGUUUUAGUACAGUCAGCUUCUAAAUGUUAGGUAACUGUAUCAUUGUACAGUCAACCGCAAAAAUGAGUUUCGAAAAAAAUAUUAAGCCAUUUUGUUUUUUAUUAUUGUUAUAUUAGAAGAGGGCCUCGAUUGUUAGAUUUAAUGGAAAGUAGGUGGUACGGACAAUAACAAAUUGAAUGAAGGCUGUAAGAGAAAUAAAAAAUGGGAUUUCGUCCCCAAUACCAGGGUAUGUAGAGUUAAACUGCCAUUAUUUCAUUAAAUUCCCCGAUACACCCUUAGUUGUGCAUUUACGGUGGAAAAUGUCUAUGUAAAUUUAUUAUUGCUAAAUUAUGAAGUCGGUUAAAAAUAAUACAAAGAAGAAUUUACCUUUAUGAAGUAGGUAUUUUAUACAAAUAUUCCAGUAUACAUUGAAAACUAAAAAAAAAUCAAAGUUUCAAUAAUUUUAAUUAAAGUACCCAACCAUUUAUAUAGAUUUUCUACCGUAAAUGUACAGUGCGCACGAAAAUUAUGUAGCCACUGGCGAAGGCAUACCGGUCUUUUUAUUAUUCAGGUAAAUAUUGUUCUCAUAUCGUAUGGGUAACUCUUUCCACGCAAUAGGAAAACAAUUUAUAGGUACUAGAAUAUGAAAAGAAUCGAGUGUCCCAUUUGCUAUUUGACUUCAUAAUUUUCGUUGCGAGAAUAAUCCCUUAUCCUUAUUUUAAGGACUUGCGUUGUGAGCUUACGAAUGCCUUCGGAUUAUUUUGACGGUAUACAAUGUCAAAUUAUAGUGUUAUGGAUAUAGUUUGUUGGUUGUUUAUUUAUUGUUUGUAUUUGAUGAGCUUUUUACUGGCUUUUCUGUCUCUUAAGGAUUUAUUUUAUAUGUACUUUUCUAAACUUUAAUCUAUCGAUUUCACUGCAUUUUUGUUUAAAAAAAUAUGUAUUUAAUUCAAUUUUAAUAUUUCACUUUUUAUUAUUUAUGAUUAUUUUUGUAUAAAAUUGAAAUAAAAUAAAUCUUUGAGAGAUACAAUACGCCCGAGCUUUUACAAAACAUGGUCCCCGACUUACCGCGUCUCAACUCAGACAUAUCCACGUGCAGAGCAUUAGCUAGUAAUGUUGUUUCAAAUGAUUUUAAAUCUUGCGCCGAUAUUUAUGGUGGCGACUGUUCGUUUUUGCCAAACUAUAACAGUUCUGCCG
Spodoptera exigua (beet armyworm) is the source of this 3559-nucleotide messenger RNA. The record is from the annotation of a GenBank genome assembly. NCBI's taxonomy places the organism in Eukaryota, Metazoa, Arthropoda, Insecta, Lepidoptera, Noctuidae.